Molecule: messenger RNA, 1075 nt
Organism: Ectocarpus sp. CCAP 1310/34
Lineage: Eukaryota; Phaeophyceae; Ectocarpales; Ectocarpaceae
Source: the annotation of a GenBank genome assembly
CUCCCGUCCUAUGUGUGUGAAGAGUGGAGAGAGAGCCGCCGCAACACGUACUCUCGUCUUAGUAUUUAGUUUCCCUACGUCUCUCGAUUCUGAUUGAAGAUCCACUCUGCGCAAAGGGGAUUAAGUGAAUCGGUGCAUGAAACUGUCGAUUGCGUGGGACUGUCGAUUGCGUGGGAGAGUCCUAAAGCUUUGGGUGUCUAGUGUUCGGCCACACCAAGGAGAACGCGAUGAACGAAGACAACGGCGUGCAGAUAUCCUUCGACGAUGAGUGCCGCAUUCGUGUUCUGGAUCCAGAACAAUUCAAGCACUCCGAGAUACUAGAAGAAGAAUGCCGGGUAUUUGUCGACAAGAUCCGAGAAUUCAAUGCCUCAGUCCACACCAUCGUGGAGGUCUUGCACGAGAACGCAGCACGAAUCGACAAGGAAAAGCUACGAGCUAUUGGGCAACGAAAUAAGGUCGAGGGGGAGCUAGAGUAUCGUCUGCGACAAAAAGCUUCUCUCCAGACAUUGCUCAGGGAAAAGAUGCUGGAGCUGGAUCGACAGAACCUUCAGUACCAGUCUCUUUUGAGGAUCGAGAGCGAACAGCUAGCCUUGAUCGAGCGGCUCAGCAACAGCGAAACACUCACAGAGCAGGAAGCCCCGCGCAAGUGAAUUGCCGGGCUCGCCAUAGUUCUUGAACAUUGUUGUAACCGGUGUGCGGAACGCUGAACUUGGUCUUUUGCCGCUGUACGAAUGUGGGGUGCCGCUCUGAGUGUAUGACUGCUCAGGGUUCGGACGUAAAGCAAUUGCACUAGUUGAUGGGUUGUGGGAGACGCUUUAUUUGAAAGUAAAGCUUGUUUUGGAUGCAUUAUUUUAGAAGCAGAUGCACACAAGACAGUCUAAAACGGCAGAGCAGGAGGAGACUUUCCGUUGUUUUGGAACCAAUGAAUGCGUUUGUCAGCGAUCUGGUGCACGCCUUCGCCGACGGGGCUACGAUCUCUAACUUGACACUCUCGAAAAUGGAAGGUGGUAAAGUAGGGCAUAUGUGUCGCGCUUGACCCUGUGUUCAAUAAAUCGUUGAAAACAAUCGAGUAAGA